Molecule: messenger RNA, 207 nt
Organism: Thelazia callipaeda (thelaziosis nematode)
Lineage: Eukaryota; Metazoa; Nematoda; Chromadorea; Rhabditida; Thelaziidae
Source: the annotation of a GenBank genome assembly
AUGCUAUUUGAGAAUUUUUCAAGUGCUGAAUCAUUUGAGAUAGCGAACGAUUUGAAUGAGUCAUCACUACAUCAAGCGUCAAUCACGUCUUAUCUUACAUCAACAUCGACGACUAUUUUGUCUGAUGAAAAUUCAGCUCAUAAUUCCAAUCGUUUACAAACAACUCAAAUAGCUAAUUCAUACGGUAUGCUUUGUGUUAGCAUUUAG